Messenger RNA from Exserohilum turcica Et28A, 1904 nucleotides. RefSeq lists its product as uncharacterized. NCBI's taxonomy places the organism in Eukaryota, Fungi, Ascomycota, Dothideomycetes, Pleosporales, Pleosporaceae. The coding region runs from base 163 to 1809 and encodes 548 amino acids. The record is from RefSeq and is a predicted model, not a curated record. Gene Ontology annotation, molecular function: oxidoreductase activity, acting on NAD(P)H; flavin adenine dinucleotide binding; 2 iron, 2 sulfur cluster binding. The transcript is spliced from 3 exons. Gene Ontology annotation, cellular component: cytoplasm.
UGGCCUACAUGUGCUCAUGGACAGCUCUCCCCCCUCCCACCCCCUCUAUAGCCGUUGAUGCGGUUUUUACGGGCAUUGCGACCUUUACGAGCUUCACUCAGACUUCACUUCAGCCCAACAAGCCGUUUGCAGAGAGCAGCUUUUACAACAACGACGGCAGCCAUGGCGCAAGAGUUCAAGCUCAAGGAUGUCACUUCCUUGCAGAUGAAGAAUGGCGAGAAGAAGGAGGUCGAAGUUGAGGGCGUCGAGGGUGGAAAGGUACUGUUGUUGAAGGUCCAGGACCAGGUUCACGCGACAAGCUCCACGUGCACCCACUAUGGAGCUCCAUUGGUAAAGGGUGUACUGACACCCGAGGGCCGUCUAACCUGCCCAUGGCACGGAGCUUGCUUCAAGGUGUCGACUGGAGAUGUUGAAGACGCGCCUGCCCUCGACCCCAUUGCCAAGUACGAGGUGGUGGAAAAGGACGGCGCGGUAUACGUCAAGACGACAGAGGAAGCACUCAAGGCGAACCGGAAAUCCCUGAACAUCAAGUGCUCGUCUGUCAGCGACGACAAGGUGCUUGUCAUUGGAGGCGGCUCUGGCACUCUCGGUGCCAUUGAAGGCCUCCGAGGCGGCGGCUACACUGGCAAGAUCACCGUCAUCUCCAAGGAAGGCUACCAGCCCAUCGACCGAACCAAGCUGUCCAAGGCGCUGCUGGCUGAUAUCUCGAAGCUCGCUUGGAGACAGAAGGAUUUCUACAAGGAUGGAUCAGUUGACAUUAUCGAGGAUGAGGCCAAGAGCGUCGACUUCUCAGCCAAGAAGGUGUCGACAAAGUCUGGAAAGGAGUACGAGUACACCAAGCUUGUAUUGGCAACUGGAGGCACGCCCCGGUGGCUCCCACUCGAGGGGCUCAAGGGCGACCUGGGCAACGUUUUCCUUCUUCGGACCCUGCCCGACGCACAAAACAUCCUGAAAGCCGUUGGAGACAACGGAAAGAAGAUUGUUGUCGUUGGCAGCUCGUUUAUCGGCAUGGAAGUCGGCAACUGUCUGGCGAGUAUGAAGAACGACGUUACGAUUAUCGGCAUGGAGGAGGAACCAAUGGAGCGGGUCAUGGGCAAGAAGGUGGGCGCCAUCUUCCGGGGUCUGCUCGAGAAGAAUGGUGUCAAGUUCAAGAUGAGCGCGAGCGUGGACAAGGCCACGCCGUGCAAGACGGACUCGUCCAAGGUGGGCGCGGUGCAUCUCAAGGACGGCACUGCACUCGAGGCGGACCUGGUGAUUGAGGGUGUGGGGGUUGCGCCGGCAACCGAGUACCUCCAGGGCAACGCGAGCGUGACGCUUGAAAAGGACGGAUCGCUCAAGACGGACGAGUCGUUUGCGGUCCAAGGACUGCGCGACGUGUAUGCGAUUGGCGACAUUGCGACGUACCCGUACCACGGACCCGGGGGCAAUGGAUCACCGGUGCGCAUCGAGCACUGGAAUGUGGCACAGAAUGCCGGCCGCUCGGUUGCCAAUACGAUCAACCACCCGGGAUCCAAGCCCAAGCCGUUUAUUCCUGUCUUCUGGUCGGCGCUAGGGUCGCAGCUGCGCUACUGUGGCAACACGGUGGGGGGCUACGAUGACGUUGUGGUGCAGGGGGAGCCGGACAAGGCGUCGUUUGUGGCCUACUACACUCGAGGGGAGACGGUCGUGGCCGUGGCUUCGAUGAUGAAGGACCCGUACAUGACGCAGGCGGCGGAGCUGAUGCGGCGGAGCAAGAUGCCGAGCAAGAGUGAGAUUCAGAAGGGCGUGGACAUUUUGGAGGUUAGCCUGCCAAGCGAGGUAAAGAUUUAGAGAGAGAGAGAGUCUGGAAGCAAGGUGGAGAGCGGGGAGGCCGUUAGUGGAAACAACAAGGUUAACCAGAGAAGUCAAAUGACAUGUGAGUGAGA